Molecule: messenger RNA, 2931 nt
Organism: Rotaria sp. Silwood1
Lineage: Eukaryota; Metazoa; Rotifera; Eurotatoria; Philodinida; Philodinidae
Source: the annotation of a GenBank genome assembly
AUGCGAUAUAUACAUUACUAUCGUAAUUUGUUUCUACUGCUACUUUGGUCAAUAGUCGAUGCACGUUGGCCAUCACCUUUCGACGUACGUAUCGAUCAUCAUAAAGUGGAAACCAUUCAUGAUUUAGUUGUCAAUACACCACGACCUCGAUUUUCUUGGAAAAUUUCUGUUUCGGACAAUUUAUUACAACGAAAUGUUCAACAAAUAGCUUAUCAAAUGCAACUUCAAUCGAUUAAAUUAAUUCAACGAGAUAAACAAUUUGAAUGGGAUAGUGAACGUGUUAUAUCAUCACAAUCAAUUCAUGUACCAUAUACAGGUCUAAGUGACCUUUUACCAUCAAAAUAUUAUCGUUUUCGUGUACGAGUUUGGAUAACAAACUUAGAAGAACCUAGUGAAUGGACACAUUGGAUUCAAUUUCGUACACCUAUAUUCAAUUUACAUGAAUAUAUGACAAAAAAUGAUAAUCUUCUUUGGAUUGGUUCAACAAAAAUCAAUAUGAAUGAAUUAAGAAAAGAAUUCUUAAUUCCCAAUGCUAGUCCUAUUAAAUCAGCGAUUGCUUAUAUAUCUGGUCUUGGUUAUUAUGAAUUUUAUCUUAAUGGUAAUAAAGUAGAUCCCAGUCGAAAAUUGGAUCCUGGUUGGACAACAUACGAAAAACGUACUCUUAUUGUUUCAUUCGAUUUAUCAACGAAUAUUACGCCUGGUAUGAAUGCUGUUGGUGUUAAAUUGGGCAAUGGUUGGUACAGUCAAGAACAACAUGGUGAAUCUAACUAUGGGCCACCUCGUCUUAUUUUCAUCUUAAUUAUUACUUUUGAAAGUGGUGAAGAAAUGCAAGUUUUUAGUGAUCGAACGUGGACUGGUCGAGAAGGUUCUAUUAAACAUGAUAGUGUUUAUAAUGGUGAAAUAUGUGAUAGUCGAAAUGAUCGAUCUAAUUGGUCUCGAGCAGGAUUUAAUGAUUCUUUAUCAGCUUGGAUCAUACCUGAGCCAAUGUCAUCACCAAUAAAUAGUUCACGUAAUGGUAUGAUAGUUCUUCAAGAUAUGCCACCAAUUCGAGCUGGAUCAGAUGCAUUACAUUUUGAAGUUAUAAAAGAUAGUCAACAGCAAGGUUUUUUGAAUUUUGAAGAUCUAGGCGAGAUCAAAGGUGCAAAAUUAACCGAUGGCGGAACACUAAAACCUAUUGCCAUGUGGGAAUCCGAUUCAGGUGUUCGAACAUUUGAUUUGGGUCAAAAUAUGGCAGGAUGGUGUCGUUUGAGAUUUCAUGGUCCAUCUGGUUUUGGUGUUUAUAUUCGUCAUGGUGAAGUACUUACUCAACCAGUUAUAUCUACCAAUCAAUCUGCUCGUAAUAUCUAUACAGAAAAUCUUCGUGAGGCUACAGCAUCUGACACUUAUGUACUACGUGGUGAUCCUGUUAAUGAAAUCUACGAACCGACUUUUACUGUUCAUGGUUUUCGUUAUUUGUCUAUAUUUGGUUCACCAAAUUCGUUAUCAAUUGAUGAUGUUGAAUGUCCAUUUGUUCAUAGUGAAACAACAUUGAAAGGGCAUUUUUCUACGAGUAAUCCUGUCGUCAAUCAAAUUCAACAUAACAUUCAAUGGGGUCAAUUAAGUAACAUUAUGUCGUUGCCUACUGAUUGUCCACAACGUAAUGAACGUCGAGGAUGGAUGGGCGAUGCAGCAUUAAGUGUUGAUGAAGCAUUGUAUAAUUUUGAUUUAAUCAAAUUCUAUCAGAACUUUCUCAAUUUGAUCAUUGAUGUUCAACGAGACGAUGGUGAAGUACCUGAUUUUGUACCAGGGGACAGUUAUCCACCUGAUCCGAAUUGGGGCACUGCAUUACCAACAAUAACUUGGCAAGUUUAUCGACAUUAUAAUGAUGUUCAUAUACUAGAGGCUUAUUAUGAUCAUGUAGUUGCCUAUGUAGAAUAUUUUUGCAGAGUUUAUAAUUUAACAGGUCUUGCUAAUUUUCCUGUCAAAUAUGGAGAUUGGGUUCCACCACCACCACAACCAAUGACAAAUAGACAUUUAAUUUCAUCAUUUGCUUUUCUUCAUGAUGUUUAUCUUUUAAUUAACAUGUCGCAAGUACUUGGUAAGCAGGAAGAUACUAAAAAUUAUACAAUAUUAUAUCAAAAACUUGCCGAAGAAUUUCAUCAAGUAUUUUUUUCAACAUCAUCAAAUUUUUAUGCAGAUGGAAUGCAAGCAGCACAAGUUCUUGCUUUAGCAUUACCUGGAGUUGUACCGAGCAAUGUUCGAGAAUCAGUUAUCAAUCAACUCGUUAAUGAUAUCAAUCAAAAAGGUAUACAUGUAACAACAGGUAUCGUAUCUACAGCUCAAAUUUAUCCAGUUCUUUCUGACAAUGGACAUCAUGAUUUGGCACUUGAAUUAAUAUCAUCAACAACUUAUCCAUCUUAUGGUUAUAUGUUUACAAAUUCUUAUGAAAAUGCUACUACUAUAUGGGAACUUUGGAAUGCACCACUUACAGGACCUGGAAUGAACUCUCGUAAUCAUAUUAUGUAUGGUAGUGUCGGUGCAUGGUUUUAUUCACAUCUAGCUGGUAUUGAUAUUUCAUCAAACAUAAUUACUAUUCGACCUCGAAUGGCUUCUGAAACUAAAAAACAUCUUAUGUCAAAAUUAGAUUGUCAAUUAAGUACAUUAUAUGGUCUUGUACAUGUUUCUUAUACACGUGAUGAACAUGAUAUAGUUGCCAAUUCAAUUUUACUUCAUGUUACUAUACCACCAAAUGCACGAGCACGUGUUAUAUUUGAGCCAUUAUUUAUUGGUGGACAAUGUCGAACAUUGAUUGAAGGUCAACAGGUUAUAUGGUCAUCGGAUGUUAGUAAGAGACAUGUUGAAGGAUUUGAUAUUGAAAAAGAUUCAACAACAGGCUUAAUGACAGUUUAUAUUGGCUCAGGUCAAUAUAAAUUUCAAGCAUUAUGGCAAUAG